AUGGUGCUGGUUCUGAUGAGGAUGAUGAAGCUGGUGCUACUGAGGAUGAUGCUGCUUUUGACGACGAUGCUACUGACGACGCUGAAGUUUCUUCCACACUUGCAAAAAAGUAUUUACUACUACUUUCACUACUUUCAGAUAUUCUCUGAAAAUCAUUCCAAACAAUUUCAAAUCCAUUCUGAUUUACUCACGGUUGAGAUUCUAUUUAUGUUACUGAAUUAUUAUAUUCGACAUCGCCUUACACAGGAAGCUUUGGAAGAUUUGUUGCGGAUGAUGAAUAUAAUUACAGGCACUAAAACUUUCCCAGAAUCAUUUCAAACUUUUUCAAGUUUAUUCGAUGCGUAUUCGUGUACACCAGUCAGAAUCUAUUUCUGCAUCAAUUGUCAAUAUGAUUAUGGCGCUAAUCAGCCGGAAUCAGCUGUAACAUGUCCUAUCUGUGAAUCUCCUGAAAAUGAUUUUUUUCUUAUUACUUCAAUUGAACCUCAAUUAAGGGAAACAUUUGAAAAAUAUCAACUUGAAAUCGAACAAUACACAAAGGUCAUCGAUCGUGAUGGAAUCGCUGAUGUGAACCGUGGAAUGAUUGCGCGUCGUUUAUUGCAGAAUGAACCAGGAAAAUACCUUACGUUAAGUAUUAAUACCGAUGGAGCCGCACCCUUCCGAUCUACUACCAGGAAACCUCUGUAUCCUAUUUUCGUUACGUUGAACAAUUUGCCUCCAGCAAUUCGGUUCCAAAAGAACAAUCUAAUGGUGGCAGGUUUGUGGUUGUCCAAAGGAGAGCCUAACCCAAAUUUAUUAUUCAAAUAUCUUUGCAUUGAGCUGCGAAAACUGCAAGAAGGAAUACUAAUUGGAGGCGAAAGAUACAAAGUUGUUCUUUUACAAAACUGUUUAGAUUCAGUAGCUCGUUGUAAAGUGCAGUGCAGCAAGCAAUUUAAUGGAGAGCAUGGUUGCACUUUGUGUCUUCACCCAGGAGAAACUAGAAGCACCCGCAAUGGACGAUGUUACCCUCAAAAGGCUUCGAAAAUGCGUGAAAACAUGAUCACUCGAAAACAAAUGGAUGAAGUUAAUAGCACAGGACAGGAAUCAUAUGGAAUCAUGGGGAAAUCCGUGUUUACGUACAUUGAGAAUUUUGACAUCAUAGCAGGAUAUCCAGUUGAUUACAUGCACGCCGUGGAUUUGGGGGUAAUUAAGCAGAUAAUAGCAUUGUACACCGAGACUGAAAAUCACAAGCAGGAUUAUUACAUUGGGCGACAAAUCCAAGUGGUUAACGAACGAAUGCAAAGUUUCCGACCUCCUAGCAGUUUUCCAAGAAACCCGAGACCAUUGGAUGAACAAAAACGGUAUAAAGCGAAUGAAUGGGAGGCUUUUUUGCUGCAUUAUGUUUAUCCGUCACUAUAUGGAAUAUUGAAACAACCGUUUCUGGAUCACCUAAUAGAGCUCUCAUCUGUAGUUUUUCUAUUGCUAGAUCCCAAUCUAGCUCAAUCAACAAUUGAUGCAUGUGAGAAACGUAUUGAUGAAUUUGUUGGACAAUUUGAAGCACAUUUUGGAAGAGAUAACAUGACAUAUAACAUUCAUUUGCUAACGCAUCUUGGAUAUACGGCUCGUAACACAGGUGCAUUAUACAAUAGCUCGCUCUUUUCAUACGAAUCAGGUAAAAUUAUUUAUGAGUUUUUCUAGUAAAAAUUUGUAUAAAGGAAAACUUGUUUCCAGGCAAUGGAAUGUUGUUGAACUUUAGGAGCGGUAACAACAAACCAAUUAUACAAAUUGAACGAAAAUAUCGUCUCAACAGGUUGGUUCACAUGACUCACGCACCAAAGGAUUCUAUUAUUUACCCUUGGGUUCAAUCACUCUGGAAAAAAAACCAUCCAUCGGUAAAGUUUGAUAAACGGUUUUUGUUUUCUAGUGAUUUCAAUGUAACAUUCGAAGAUGGAAUUUCGGAAUCAGAAUUUAGCACCCAGAGCAAAAUAUUUUUCAAUGGAUUGAGCUUUUGUACCAAAUUAACAUGCCAAAACUUUCGAUACGAUGAUUCUUGGAUUUGGAAAAAUGGAUAUUUCUAUAACAUUCAUAGCAUUCUCAGUGACAAGCAUGAACAGCCUUAUUUUGUAGGAA
This is a messenger RNA of Ochlerotatus camptorhynchus, 2106 nucleotides long. RefSeq lists its product as uncharacterized. The coding region runs from base 1 to 1674 and encodes 557 amino acids. Lineage: Eukaryota; Metazoa; Arthropoda; Insecta; Diptera; Culicidae. The transcript is spliced from 2 exons. The record is from RefSeq and is a predicted model, not a curated record.